AUGGGCAAGAUACAAGGAAAGGGUAUAGCAGGAGAAGUAUACGAAUGGUUAAAAGAUUACUUGACUGAUAGGCAACAAUUCAUAGAUCUAAAUGGUGUUUACUCAAGCUCACAAACUGUAAAAUAUGGGGUACCACAAGGAUCGCUAUUAGGACCGCGACUAUUCAAGAUAUACGUUGAUGAUCUUCCUGAUAAUGUAAGUGAAGGAUGGGUGUAUAUGUUUGCCGACGAUACUACUGGAUAUGACAUUGGAGAUAAUAUUGAUGUAGCGACAGAUAAAUUAAAUCAAAUGACUGGGGAAAUAUACGAAUGGUGUAGGAAAAAUAAGAUAACUGCACAUAUAGGCAAAACAGAAGCAAUGAUACUGUCACAACAGCCCUUUUAUGGUCCAGUAAAACCGAUAUGCUUUGGAGAUGAACAGAUAAAACUUGUAACAACAACACAGUCAUUGGGGGUAACAAUUGAUAAUAGACUGACGUGGAAGGAGCAACAUAAAAAGGUAAUAAAAUCAUUCAGCGCAAAACUAUCCCAAUUAAAAAGAAUGAAGUAUCUACCGAGAUAUGUACUGGAGGAAAUUUAUCACAAAGCAAUCAUACCAAACGUGACAUACGGCAUACUAGAUUGGGGAACAUGA
This is a messenger RNA of Paramuricea clavata, 633 nucleotides long. The record is from the annotation of a GenBank genome assembly. NCBI's taxonomy places the organism in Eukaryota, Metazoa, Cnidaria, Anthozoa, Malacalcyonacea, Plexauridae.